Messenger RNA from Strongyloides ratti, 579 nucleotides. RefSeq lists its product as hypothetical. Bases 1 to 579 code for a protein of 192 amino acids. The transcript has a single exon. Lineage: Eukaryota; Metazoa; Nematoda; Chromadorea; Rhabditida; Strongyloididae. The record is from RefSeq and is a predicted model, not a curated record.
AUGAGUAAUUGUGAUAAAUCUUCAGUUGAAAAAAUAAAAAAUCAAGAUGAAAUGAGUGGAGUUUUGGAUGAGACACUAAAAAAAGAGGAGUUAGUAUUUAAAGAUAAUACAAAUAUUGGUAGAGUUGAUAAAUUUGCAAAGGUAAAAUCUGCUUUACGAAAGUCAUUAGCUCUUAAUAUUGAACCAGGAACAUUUGAUGAUAAAGGAGAUGAAUUGAAAUCAAAGAUUCUUGGAUAUAUGAAAAAUCAUUCAGAUGAAAGUGAAGUAUCAAACCAAUCUAUUAGUAAUAAUUAUGUUCGUCGUAUGUCAAAAAAAUUUGAAAAAGAUAAUUUGAAAGAUUUUCAGACAUCUUGUAAAAAAGUAAAUGAAUAUGAAACAAAAUCAGAAACAAAUAUUGUCAAAUCACCACCUUUUUUACGUCAAUAUAAUUCUGACACUGAGAUCUCUGAUAAGAUUCCAGAUGUAGGUGGACUAAGGAACUAUUAUAAAUAUAUGGGUUAUUCAGAUAUUAAUAAUACUGUUAAAAUGGUAUCAGAAUUAAAAGCAUCUAUAAAUGAUAAAAGUAAACCUUUUGAUUAA